AUGAGUUUGAAGUUAUUAUUAGUGUGGUUAUGUUGUGUUAUGGUGUGGUUUGGUCUAGUAUUGGGUAGUGCGAUUGGCAGCCCAAACUUAAGCGCAACAAUGGAUCAGGAAGUCUCCAAUGCAUCUACUGGUUUACCUUGCCUAACAGCUAAUGGCCAGCUAAGUCCAGAGCAAGAUCUGACUAUGUCUAGUUCAACCUAUACAGCCACUUCAGAUGAUCCAACCGACGCAGCACCCAAUACUAACCCAAUGCGGGACAGGAUACUUUCUUGUUUGGAAGCAUUGGGCCUAAUCAAGCUCUUUAAAAAAGUCGAAUGGAUAGAACAUACCAACCCAAACAACUCCCCAACUUGGGAACUUAAGUUAGUUCAGCUAGAAGGUCGACUCGAGAAGCUAGAAAGACAGAAUGUAAUAACAACAGCACAUGAAGUGGCGGAAAUAAGAAACAAGGCAUCCUCAGGUGCCAAUCUACAAUUCCCACAGACAGUAGGACUGGAAUAUGACUUUUGUUUUAUCCCCUCAACUCUUGGCUCAGAUGGCACGAACGCCGGCACAAAGCAGAUAAGCUACAAGCAGUAUCUAGAGGACUUAAAGCCACUGAAAAAGAUCAUUUGCCCACUUAAGUUAGUGAUCAGCGGAGAGUCAAAUGGCACUGAGAUACUUGACCAACUUGAGCUGUUAUUGUUUCUAUUGCGGGUUAUGGAUGCUUCUGAAGUCGACAUAAACUGGACGGACGAUAGUAUGACCCGGUUUAGUACGGAAUCAAAGAAUAGGCUUAUAUCUUUACUGAAUAGUAUCGCCGAGGUGAUGAUGGGGCGAAAGCUUGUUUUUAAGGUUAUAACUCGCCCGGGUAAUACUGCGGUUUGGAACGAUUUCCGUGUGUUGUUCGAAAAAGACCACACUAUUGAUUUGGUGUUUGUGGAAUCUGCGCUGGAGGAGUCAGACACCAAUGACUCAACCUAA
Molecule: messenger RNA, 963 nt
Organism: Nematocida homosporus
Lineage: Eukaryota; Fungi; Microsporidia
Exons: 1
Coding region: 1-963 (320 amino acids)
Source: RefSeq, a predicted model, not a curated record